Molecule: messenger RNA, 1026 nt
Organism: Prorocentrum cordatum
Lineage: Eukaryota; Dinophyceae; Prorocentrales; Prorocentraceae
Source: the annotation of a GenBank genome assembly
GUUAGAUACACCGGCGGCUUGGCUCGGGAUGGGCCUGGCCAGGGAUCGGGGUCUCUGGGGAGGCGGAGCCGGCCGCGGCGACGAGGAGAGGCCGGGAGGUCCGGAGGAUCCCGAUCUCGGCCCUCCUCCGAGCUCGUGCUCGCCCGGCCCUCGCCACCAGAGCUCUUCGCCGCAGGCGCUGGCGCUCAGACCUGGCUGUCUCCACUGGCGGGACCGCCCGUGGGCGAUCACCUGCCUGCCUGCGACCAUGGCGCCGCGCCGCCCCGGGCGCGCCCUGCUGGCCGGCGCGGCCGCGCUCUCGGCCGCGUGGGUGGCCCGCGUCGCGUUCGUCCCCGCGCCGCACGCCGCGCCGGCGCCCCAGGGCCAGUUCAACCCCACGCUCGCCGUGUCCGCCGCGCUGCCCACGCUGAUGUUUGCCGCUGACGCGGAGGCCAAGUAUGGUGACCAGAGGAAGUGGCACUCCAUUCUGGUGCCACUGACCACCCUGAUCGUCCCAGGCAUCGCGUUCGCGGCCUUCUUGCUGUACACCUUCUCCGACGACUUCGCGUGGCAGCUGAACCCGAAUGCGCCGAAGAACAUCGAGAAGCAGGCCCAGUACGACAUGGUCCCCGCCUGGAAGAACCGCUCGGACCCUUUCAGGGGCCUGUUGAACAAGGACGACUUCGAGAAGGGCCUCGAGGAGGCCUGGGAGAAGGCCAAGCCGGCGGGCAGCACCGUGACGGUGAAGCAGAAGCUGGCCGAGAUGUCCACCCAGAACAACCCCCACUUCAUGGAGAACAAGCUGGCGAAGCUGAGAAUGAAGGCGAGGGCGGCGCUGUCCGCCUGAGGGCCCCCCGUGCUGCGUCGGGGCGGCCGCCGCCCGCCCCUCGGCCCACGACCGCGGGGGGGGGGGGGGGGCCCUCGCGGCCGAGGCGCCUCCCCCCCCCCACCCACCCCCGGGGGCGGGUGCAGGUUUUUGCUGGCUCUGCCGCCAAGCGGAGCCCUCGGUGCACCCCACGCCCUCUCGCCCCCUUCACGAGUGGUGAG